Molecule: messenger RNA, 1626 nt
Organism: Perca fluviatilis (European perch)
Lineage: Eukaryota; Metazoa; Chordata; Actinopteri; Perciformes; Percidae
Gene: tbc1d7
Product: TBC1 domain family, member 7
Exons: 8
Coding region: 305-1189 (294 amino acids)
Biological process (GO): activation of GTPase activity; negative regulation of TOR signaling
Molecular function (GO): GTPase activator activity
Source: RefSeq, a predicted model, not a curated record
CGACAGUGCAACCCGGAAGUGUUCCGGUAACAACAACUGUGGUAGGAAUGUAGCUAACGUUAGCAUGUCGUAAAUAUAUUUUUUGGAAAUGUAUUUGUCUGCAGUGCUAGGACAACGUCCACCUAAACGUCUGUAAACCGAGUCGUCUUGCCGUAAAUGUAAACGUUACAGUAACAUAAGGUUCGUCCUUGUUGGGCCCUGAGCGUUGGCUGAAGUCAUGAAGUUAGCUAACUAGCUUAAAGCUAUAAUUAUACAGUCUGCGUGAAACACACCAGUAACGUUACAAGGCGUCACUGGCCAAAAUAUGGCUGACGACCCUCAGAGGAAUUUCCGCUCUGCGUAUUAUGAGAAAGUGGGCUUCAGAGGAGUGGAGGAGAAGAAAUCUCUGGAAAUACUGCUCAAGGAUAAUCCUCUGGAUCUAGAAAAGCUGAGCACCUUCAGUCAGAGGUUCCCCCUCCCCUCUAUGUACAGGGUCCAUGUGUGGAAGGUAUUGUUGGGAGUCCUUCCUCCCCACAGUGACUCUCAUGCUCUGGUGGCUGGCUACAGGAAGGAGCAGUACCAGGACAUCCUGGAGGCUCUGGAGGUGAUGAGAUACAUCAACUCUUCCACACCCUCCACCCACGUCUACCUGCGCAUGUUCCAGCUGGAGAACCAGGUGCUCCCGCGGUGCUCCGAGACCUCCGCCCCGGAUGAAGAGAACGAGGACUUCCUCUCCAUCAGUCGAGCCAUGGAGGAGAUCGUAGACGAUCCUAUUGAUUGCUAUUGGCUGAUCAAGUCUUUCAUCAAUCAGUUCCACACAAAGUUUGGAGACUCCGUGCCCCACCUCCCGAAGAGCCUGGAGCACUACCUGAGUCAGGAGGAGCCUCGCCUGCUGAACCAUCUGAAGAGCUGCGGCGCCCUGGCUCAGCUGCCCUACAGCCUCUGGUUCAGGCGCUGCUUCGCCGGCUGCCUGCCCGAAUCCAGCCUCCAGAGGGUGUGGGACAAGGUGAUCAGCGGCUCCUGUAAGAUCCUGGUGUUCGUGGCCCUGGAGAUCCUGCUCAGCAACAAGAUCGCGUUGAUGGGAAUCACCCGGCCCGGAGGCGUGGUCCGGUUUCUGUGCAACAUACCGCAGGAAAACACCGACGCCAUUGUGACUAAAGCCAUCGACUCGUGGCACAAAUACUGCGGCACUCCAAUGCACGCCGUAUAGCCACAUGGAGCACACACAUCUGGGCCCAGAGGUGCUUUUUCCCAGGAUACACCAGGACUUACUCCACUGAGAGACUAACAGACAAUAAGCCUGAGGACGUCCUGAGAAUUCCCAGCUUUCCCCAAAGAGUAUGAAGAACUAUACGUGGAAAGGAAACUGGAAACAGCUGCUAUUCAGAGCGGAUGCACAAAAUCUGUUUGGAAGAAGAAGGCAAGGAAGCAUAAACUUUUUUUUUUUUUUUUUUAAUAAGUUUCUUUCUUUAAGAAACUGCAUACAUCAUAGAAGACUCACAAUAAAUUAAUACCCACAUGCAGUUUUUUUUCUGCUUUACAAAUAAAAACAUUUCAAAAGUCUCGCUUACUUUCUUCGCUAUGUACAAGUCUUUCAUAAUUCUGAGAACAUUUGUCUCUCAAAACAUUUUUUUUUUUUUUACAACA